Molecule: messenger RNA, 1634 nt
Organism: Aspergillus steynii IBT 23096
Lineage: Eukaryota; Fungi; Ascomycota; Eurotiomycetes; Eurotiales; Aspergillaceae
Exons: 2
Coding region: 216-1475 (419 amino acids)
Source: RefSeq, a predicted model, not a curated record
ACGGUCCCCUGAAUUUGCUUCUGGUGCCCUUGAACUGCCCCGCAAUCGAUCAUCCUUCUCCUAGGCCACUCGCAUUAGAAUCGCCCAGGGUGAUUCCUGAGUGGCAACCCACUUUCAGCAUCACAAGCUUGCUGGUCUGGUUGAUUUGCGUGCUUGCCCAUUCAGCUUGGAGAACGCGGUCAUUGUCUCUGGUUUCCUUUGCCUGAUCGGCCAAGAUGGCCACCGCUGAGGGCCCCGCGAGGGCGCACGAUCGAAACGGUCGUCGCCGUCCAUUUUCGAGCUGGAUGAAGCGUCUCGCGAACCUCAAAAACUCGACCGAUUCAGGCAGCAUCCGCUGGUCCAACAAACUCCAUUCUAUGCCCAAACACAAAGGCCGAGGCCGAGGCCUGAAGAACAACCCCUACCCACUUUCGGGCACCACGCAUGUCAUCAGCGAAUACAACAGUGACAACAACACCUCGGAUGCCAGCGAGGUUAGCGAAGAACGGUCGGGCUCGCAGAGCGAACCCUCCCUUGCAUACUCGGGAUACGAGAAUCAGGUUCCGGCAACCAGUGCAAAGUCCACCGCGCCCACCAUCUCCACCAACGGCGACACCGCCAUAUCGGACGCCGCCUACUCCAAAGCCGGGACGAUGGCAACGGCCGGCGGCGGCAUCAGCUCGAAUGGAGGCGGCGAGGGCAGCACCUUUUCAUCCCCGGCGCCGUCGGUGCGGUCCCUGACCACGACCUUGACCACCGUGCAAUCGGCGGCGCCCUCCGGCCAUCUCUACAACGCGCAAAACGCACACCAUGCUCAUCAUCAUGCACAUCCGACGCAAGGCAGUACGACCCAGCAGGUGCAAUUUACACACCAAUUUCCCCCUUCUCCGGCCACCGCAGUUCCGCCCCACCUUGCCCCUCACGGUCAUUCCGUCACGUACAGCACGGCCACCGCCAACAAUAUCUUGACCGACAAUGCCUCGAUUUUGACGCUAGCGUCUUCGUCCAAACGACGCCGAAGAAACUCGCUGGAUACGAACGCGUCGGUGCGCGCUUUGGCCCCUUCGUCAGUGUUUGGUGGCAGUCGAGAGAGUUUGCCUUUAAGCGUGCUUAGCGGCAGCGUGGCCGAAUCCCCGAAUAACCCCGGGGUCCUGAAUCGGCCGAGCAUGGUUGGAUUGGCCAGUGCUGAGCGGAUCAGCGUUUACUCGUCCUCGGGCGCGGCGCCGGUCAGCGGAAACGGCGAGCGCGGUAGCUUCUAUGCUAACAAGCAGAAUUCGGCCACCGGGGACGGGGCCAGCGUUAUUAGUGCUGCCCAAUCGCAUGGCCGACAUGAUAGCAAUGCCGCGAGUAUAUCCGGGGGCAUUGGCAGUCCCUUGAGCGGUCCGUCUGCCGGCCAACCUAUGGCGACUGGGCGAAUCAGCCGGCGUAGCUCGGGCUGGGGAGAGAUCCCGGGCGACGAGAACGAGGAAGAGAAAUCAGGGGAGCGAAAAAGAUAGGAAUUUACGAGGAUGAGGUGAAGCGCAAGGGAGGGACCAAUUUAUGAUGGACGACGUUACGCCAAAUAUUCCCAGAUACGGACAGACUGAGCUUGCAGUGUAUAUUCUUUUUGUUUUUACUUUUCGCCCGCCCUUUCUUUGAUACUUCCUACCGAUCCU